Molecule: messenger RNA, 576 nt
Organism: Leptopilina heterotoma
Lineage: Eukaryota; Metazoa; Arthropoda; Insecta; Hymenoptera; Figitidae
Exons: 1
Coding region: 1-576 (191 amino acids)
Biological process (GO): DNA integration
Molecular function (GO): nucleic acid binding
Source: RefSeq, a predicted model, not a curated record
AUGAAAGGAAUUGCCAGAUCAUUCGUCUACUGGCCAGGAAUCGAUAAAGACAUCGAACAAAUCGCCAAAUUAUGUUCAGAAUGUGCUCGACACGCACAUGCUCCUCCAAAAUUUCGCAGCCAUUAUUGGGAAUAUCCUAAAGCUCCUUGGGAACGAAUCCACAUCGAUUACGCAGGUCCAGUCUGUGGAUCUAUGUUGUUGAUUGUCGUCGACGCAUUUAGUAAGUGGCUGGAGGUUAUAGUCACUAAUUCUACGACAUCUUCAGCAACCAUCGCAAUUCUCGAUAAACUGUUUGCAACAUAUGGAGUUCCUAUCACAGUAGUUUCCGACAACGGACCUCAAUUUACAUCAGAUGAAUUUAAAAUCCACAUGGAGUCAGUGAGAGUGAAAUAUCAUAAAUUGACAGCUCCAUAUCAUCCGUCUACAAAUGGACAAGCAGAACGCUACGUGGAAACGGUCAAGGAUGCUUUACAGUCUUUGUCUUCUACACCAGCAACGCUCAAAUCGAAUCUCAACACAUUUUUACAACAUUAUCGCAAAGCUCCUCACUCGACUACGAAUCAAUCUCCUGCUUAA